Molecule: messenger RNA, 1695 nt
Organism: Babjeviella inositovora NRRL Y-12698
Lineage: Eukaryota; Fungi; Ascomycota; Pichiomycetes; Serinales
Exons: 3
Source: RefSeq, a predicted model, not a curated record
ACGCUGGAGCGGAGGAACUAGAAGUGCCGGAUACUGGAGCAGAGGAAGAAACAUUUGACACCGGAGUGGAGGAACUGAAAUCACUGGAAAUGAGAGCGGAAGAGCUAGAAGCAUCUGACGCUGGAGUAGAGAAACUAGAAACACCUGGAGUUGGAUUAGAAGAGCUAGAAUCACCAGCUUCUGUAGUGGAGGAACUAGAAGUGCCGGAUACUGAAUUUGAGAAGCUAGAAGAUCCUAGCACUGAAGCAGAGGAAGAAACAUCUGACACCGGAGAGGAGGAAGAACUAGAAGUACCUGAUUCAGAAGAGGAGGAACUAGAGGUACUUGAAACUAGAGCUGAGCUAGAAUCACCAGACGCUGGAGCGGAGGAAGAGCUAGAAGUAACCGGUACUGAAGCGGAGGAGUUUGGAGAGCCCGACACUGAAGUGGAGGAACUGGCAUUACUGGAAAUUAGAGUAGGAGAGCUAGAAGCGUCUGAUACUGGAGUAGAGAAACUAGAAACACCUGGAGUUGGAUCAGAAGAGUUAGAAUCACCAGAUGCUGAAGCGGAGGAACUAAAAUUCGAAGCACCUGACGCAGAAGAAGAAGGGUUAGAAGCAUCUGAUUCUGGAGCAGAUGAGCUCGGAGCACUCGACACUGAAGCAGAGGAGCUCGAAAAACUCGACACUGGAGCAGAGGAACUAGGAACACCUGAUAUUGGAGGAGAAGAGCUUGAUGGACCCGACACCAGAGUAGAGGAAGAACCAGAAGUACCUGAUUCAGGAAAGGAGGAGCUAGAAGCACUUGAAAUUAGAGCUGAGCUAGAAAAACCAGGCGCUGGGUCGGAGGAAGAGCUAGAAGUGACCGACACUAAGGUGGUGGAAAUAGAGGCACCGGUCACAGAAGCGGCGGAGCUAGAAUCACCUGCCAUUGAGGAAGAGGAGCUGGAAGCACUCAAAGCUAUAGAAGAGGAACUAGAAGAACCUGACACUGUAGCGGAUGAAUUAGAGGCAACCGACACUGGAGAAGAGCUAGAAGCACCAGAUUCUGAAGCAGAGGAACUUGAAGCACCUAGCGCUGGAACGGAGGAGCUGGAACCAUCUGUCAUCGAGAAAGAGGAGCUGGAAACACCCGAAACUAAAUCCGAGGAGCUAGAAGCACUCGACACCGUAGUGGACAAUAAGCUAGAAAUACUGGAUACAGAAGCGGAUGAGGAGCCAGAAGCACUCGACUCUGGAGUGAAGGAACUAGAAGAACUCGAUACUAGAGAAGGAGGGCUAGAAGCGUCUGACGCUGAAAUAGAAGAGGAUCUGGAUGAACCGGACACUGAAGUGGAAGCGCUUGGUGAUGGUAUCACAGAAGAGCUCAAAGGUGGUUUUGAGGAAGAGCUUGGUGAUGAUGAUGACGACGAGGAUGAAUAUGAUGAGAAAGUGCUUGAAGAUAUCGGUGAAGAGCUCGACAAUGAGGAAGAGCUUGACGAAGAGCUUGAAGAUGGUUUCGAGGAAGAGAUUGACGAUGGCGAUGACGACAAGGAGGAAGAGCUUGACGAAGAAGAGCUUGAAGAUGGUUUUGAGGAAAAACUCGACGAUGAUGACGAAGAGCUUGACGAUGGUAACGAUGACAAGGAGGAAGAGCUAGAUGAUGAUUUUGAAGAAGAGUUUGACAAUGAGGAAGAGCUUGACGAAGAAGAACUUGACGAAGAAGAGCUUGAAGAUG